AUGUUCAACAACGAUGCGCUCAAGUACGCACUCCCCAUCAUUCCGGUGCGCCGAACGGAGAAGCCCGGCGUUAACUCGCAGGUCGAAGUGGAGUUGUCAUCUACCGAAAAAAGGGACAUUGACAAAAAACGUGAUGCUUGCAUCGACUUCUUCGAAGAUUUUCGAAAGCACCUGGGCCAGAAAGGGAGCUCAGUCGAUGAUAAACUGAGCACAAGUGCGGGAUGCGAGAAGUAUGUGAAGGAUCUCGUUGAUCUGAUCGAUGCGUAUACCGUGGCUCUUGCCAAUACUGCUUCGAAAACGCCAAAGUUUGCCAGCCUCCGGUACUACUACUGGAGCUCUUCGCUUACGGACAAACAGGAGAUGGCUUUUGACGACUAUCGAUAUGAACUUCUCGGGGUGUACUACAACGUUGGUGCCAUUCUCAUGAACAUUGCUCAGUACUUGCUUUGCGUGAGAGUGACAGUAGGAACGCUCUCUUUCCUUGAAAAGGACGCCUACCGCGCCCUCAUCAAGGCGUCUGCCUACUUUCACUUUUGCGCCGACAUCGUUGACAACAUGAAGAAGCACGAGAUUGGUGUUGCACAGGUAUCAGUUCCUCUCGAUGUGGACAAGGGAAUGGCUGUUUUUCUUGAAAGCCUGGCACUUGCCCAAGCCCAGGAAAUAGGUGUGUCGAAGGCGUUGAAUGCUGAUCCCAAGGAAAGCACAGAAACCACUGCCCGCCUCAGCCACCAGCUCUUUCUCAUGUACGAGACUGUGUGCGCGAAUGCUCGCACCGUAAAUACCCGCAACGAGGGCUUUGUGGAGAUUUCAACACUCGUUGUCGUGAAGCGCGACAUCUUCCACGCACUCGCCUUUCAGCAUGCAGCGUCUCAUCUCUUUAACAAGAACCCAGGAGCUGGAGUCACCCUUCUAAGCCAGGGAAUGGAGCACGCGAGGAUUGUAGAAGACUAUUUCACCCAGUCUCAAAAGGGCAAGUUGAAACUUCCCUUCAACGGCACGCGGUUCGUCGGGCUGUGCAACACAACCGUUAGCAACAACACGGAGCGCCUCAACAAAAUAAACUCACUGGUUCACCGAGCCAAGCCCGAUGUGACGAAAGCGUCAUUGCCGCCUCCACAGCCGCUUGCGAUGCGCCCAGACAUCUCGCCUCCGUUCCGGCUAGAGGAAUCGCCCAGUGCGUGUACCAUUCCAUUGCUCCCACGCAACGCUCAGUGA
This is a messenger RNA of Leishmania mexicana MHOM/GT/2001/U1103, 1215 nucleotides long. RefSeq lists its product as hypothetical. The transcript has a single exon. The record is from RefSeq and is a predicted model, not a curated record. Bases 1 to 1215 code for a protein of 404 amino acids. Lineage: Eukaryota; Euglenozoa; Kinetoplastea; Trypanosomatida; Trypanosomatidae.